Molecule: messenger RNA, 628 nt
Organism: Populus euphratica (Euphrates poplar)
Lineage: Eukaryota; Viridiplantae; Streptophyta; Magnoliopsida; Malpighiales; Salicaceae
Product: transcription factor bHLH36-like
Exons: 4
Coding region: 113-628 (171 amino acids)
Biological process (GO): regulation of transcription by RNA polymerase II
Cellular component (GO): RNA polymerase II transcription regulator complex
Molecular function (GO): DNA-binding transcription factor activity, RNA polymerase II-specific; RNA polymerase II transcription regulatory region sequence-specific DNA binding; protein dimerization activity
Source: RefSeq, a predicted model, not a curated record
AAAGCCUGCACUCAAAUUAAACACAGACCAGAGCUAGUUCUGCUGUCUUUUUUCUUCUUCCUUUCUUUUGUGGGUUAGAAGCUAGCUAGUAUUGCUGUAGGUAUAUACAUUGAUGGAGCACAACCUUAGUUCAUCAAGAACUGACAGGAAAUUAAUAGAGAGGAAUAGAAGAAAUCAAAUGAAGGAACUCUACUCCCAGCUUAAUUCUCUUGUACCCCAUCAAAGCUCAAGGGAGCCAGUGCUGUCAGUGCCUGAUCAACUAGAUGAAGCUGCAAGCUACAUAAAAAGGUUGCAGACUAACUUGGAGAAGUUGAAGGAAAAGAAAGACAGUUUAAUGGGAAUGGAAAAGGCAGAUUAUACUAGCAAGAAUAGUGGUAGUGGAACAACAGCCUGUUUAAGAUCACCACAAAUUAAGGUUAUUGAAAUGGGUUCCACUUUAGAGGUUGUUUUGAUGAAUGGCCUGGACAGUCGGUUCAUGUUCAAUGAGAUCAUUCGUGUGCUUCAUGAAGAAGGAGCAGAGAUUAUUAAUGCCAGUCUUUCUGUUGUAGAAGAUACUGUAUUCCAUACAAUACAUUCUAAGGUUGGAGAUUCUGCCCACAGUAUUAAUGGAGUCACGGCAAAACGAUAA